Molecule: messenger RNA, 673 nt
Organism: Lathyrus oleraceus (garden pea)
Lineage: Eukaryota; Viridiplantae; Streptophyta; Magnoliopsida; Fabales; Fabaceae
Product: probable histone H2A.3
Exons: 2
Coding region: 86-484 (132 amino acids)
Cellular component (GO): nucleosome
Molecular function (GO): DNA binding; protein heterodimerization activity; structural constituent of chromatin
Source: RefSeq, a predicted model, not a curated record
CCUCAAUAGAACACUUGAAAUUUUUCUCUCGCAUCCAUCACUUCUCUCAUCGAAACCGUUUUCAAAUCUGUGAAAAUUUUCAUCAAUGGCGGGUAGAGGUAAAACACUCGGUUCCAGCACUCCUAAGAAGUCGACCUCAAGAAGCAACAAGGCCGGCCUCCAGUUCCCCGUUGGCCGUAUCGCCCGUUUCCUCAAGGCUGGCAAAUACGCCGAGCGUGUCGGCGCUGGUGCUCCGGUAUACCUCGCUGCCGUCCUGGAAUAUCUCGCCGCUGAGGUUCUUGAAUUGGCUGGAAAUGCUGCAAGGGACAACAAGAAGACUAGAAUUGUGCCAAGACAUAUUCAAUUGGCUGUUAGGAACGAUGAAGAAUUGAGCAAGCUUCUUGGUGAUGUUACCAUUGCCAAUGGUGGUGUGAUGCCCAAUAUUCACAACCUGUUGCUUCCAAAGAAAGCUGGCUCCUCCAAGGGUGCUGGUGACGAUGAAUGAUUCUUUGAUAAAAAGUUGAUUUCGUUAAUGGGUUUACAGUGCCUGUUUCGUUUCAUUUUUUUGUUAGAGGCUGAUCGUUCAGAUAUGUAGGUUCUGUUAGUUGUUCUGUUAGUCAUGUGAAUACAUUGGUUUCAGUUUGUUCCUUUUGAUGAGAUUUGGUUAAACUUUAUAAAAUUUAUCCCUUUACUA